AUGGCUACUGAAACAACUCAUCAAUCAAAGUAUACUGGUUACUCGCACGUAACCUGGUAUGUUAGCAAUGCUCGUCAAGCUGCAUCGUACAUGAUUACACGCAUGGGAUUUGAGCAUGUUGCUUAUCGUGGGCUUGAGACUGGAUCGCGCAACAUUGCAGCUCACGUUGUUGGUAGUCACCUUGUGCGAUUUGUCUUUAUGUCUGUUUUAAGAAGCGAGGCAAGAGUGGAGAAGGGCCAUGAAGAAGAUAUUGAUCUAAUUUGCGAGAUUAACGAGCACAUUAAGAAACACGGAGACGGGGUUAAAGAUGUGUCAUUUGCUGUGAAUGAUCUUGAUGCACUUUUCAAUUCAGCAGUGGAAAAUGGUGCACGAGUAGUCAAACCACCUCAUGUUUUGGAAGACAAGGACGGGUAUGUACGUCAAGCGGUGAUUCAAACUUAUGGUGAUACAACCCAUACCUUGGUUGAGUAUGUAGAUGUAAAAACCGGCCAGCCAACGUAUCGUGGUGUCUUUUUACCUGGGUAUUUUGAGUCUAAAGGUAGGGACCCUAUCAACAAGUUGCUUCCGGCCGCGCCGUUGGUGCGCAUUGACCAUUGUGUUGGGAACCAGGACCGGGAUCAGAUGGAGGAUGCAUGUCGGUAUUACGAGCAUGCGCUUGGAUUUCGCCGGUUUUGGUCAGUGGAUGAUUCGCAAGUACAUACAGAGUAUUCAGCGUUGCGUUCGGUGGUCAUGGCUUCUGGGGGUGUUAAUGCCAUCAAGAUGCCAAUCAAUGAAACAGCGCCAGGAAAGAAACGGUCGCAGGUGGAAGAGUUUGUUGAGUAUUAUGAUGGGCCAGGUGUUCAACACAUUGCGCUACUCACUGAAGAUAUUGUUGCGGCUGUUUCAAGCAUGAAGACCCACCGAGGGGUAGACUUUAUUGUGGUACCUCAUGCAUACUAUGAGAUGCUUGCUCUCCGUUUAAGAGAAAGGGGUGUUAGGGUGAGUGGAAGCGAGGAGUUGGUAUCGCCGUCGGCCUCGUUGUCAUCGUCAUCGUCAUCGUCACCGUCAUUGUCAUUGUCAUUGGUAUCUUCUUUGUCAUCUGCCAGAUCUGUUGGAGACGUUGACUCACUCGCCACAGAUGUAUUGACAAUGAGCACAGAUAGCGGUAGUGCAGACGAGGCUUUGUCAUGUGCUGCGUCAGAGACGCUUGAAGCCAAAUAUGCAAUGGUGGAAAAUUCCAAAGUUAUUGUUGAUGCUGCCGUGUCACCACCUAUGAUUAAACCUGUGGAGACUUCCCGUUGGUCAUUUGCUGAGAAGCAGUUGGAGAUUCCAUACAAUUAUGUGAUUCCGCCAAGUUUGGAAGAACUGGAACGUCUGGGGAUUCUGGUGGACUUUGAUGAGAACGGGUACUUGUUACAGACUUUUACACGACCGCUGGGAGACCGUCCGACUGUUUUUAUUGAGAUUAUCCAACGAAUGAACCACAAUGGUUUUGGUGCUGGCAACUUCCGGGCCCUGUUUGAAGCUAUCGAGAGAGACCAAAGCGCGCGGGGCAACCUAUAG
Messenger RNA from Magnusiomyces paraingens, 1542 nucleotides. RefSeq lists its product as uncharacterized. NCBI's taxonomy places the organism in Eukaryota, Fungi, Ascomycota, Dipodascomycetes, Dipodascales, Dipodascaceae. Gene Ontology annotation, molecular function: 4-hydroxyphenylpyruvate dioxygenase activity. Bases 1 to 1542 code for a protein of 513 amino acids. The record is from RefSeq and is a predicted model, not a curated record. The transcript has 2 exons. Gene Ontology annotation, biological process: L-tyrosine catabolic process.